Molecule: messenger RNA, 2565 nt
Organism: Ricinus communis (castor bean)
Lineage: Eukaryota; Viridiplantae; Streptophyta; Magnoliopsida; Malpighiales; Euphorbiaceae
Product: polygalacturonate 4-alpha-galacturonosyltransferase
Exons: 11
Coding region: 178-2220 (680 amino acids)
Molecular function (GO): polygalacturonate 4-alpha-galacturonosyltransferase activity
Source: RefSeq, a predicted model, not a curated record
GAGAGUUGGCUUCCAAUAAUAACACUUUACUUUCUCCGUUUACACGUUUCUCUCUCUUCUUUUCUUUCAUUAUUAGUUUCUCUUUCUGUUAACACUCUCACUCUUGUCAUUAUCCUUCGCUUAACAAUGCACUCCCGCUAGAUCUUUUCUCAAUUCCACUUGUGUUUGAUUUAUAAAAUGGCGUUGAAGCGAGGAUUAUCAGGUUCCGGAAGGAACAGAGGCGGUGGAUCUCGAUUGCCGAUUGCUCUUGUUAUUUUCUUCUCUAUCCUGGCACCGUUGAUUUUCUUUUUCGGUCGAGGUCUGUAUGCCAUCGAUUCAAUUGAUCAAAAUAAUGUUCCAGUUGGUUACAGCAAGCUGGAUUUGGAUUGGAGAGAGCGGUUGGCUUUGCAGCACAUUAAAUCUCUUCUCUCAAAAGAGGUAAUUGAUGUUAUCACAGCGAGCACUGCUGAUAUGGGGCCUUUAAGUCUUGACUCUUUCAGAAAGAACAAUUUGUCAGCUUCAUGGAAAGUUAUAGGGGUGGAGGCACCAGUCAAGAACAGUGCCACUUCUGAGCCAAAUAAAACAGUAACAAUAUCCAAGCAAGAAGCACCGAGAGGCAAAGCGGAUGGCAUCUCUGAUGAUCAUUCUCAAUUCAUUGACACACCUGAUAAACUAGCUCGAAGGCAAUUGAGAGAGAAAAGACGUGAAAAGCGUGCAAAUGACUUGAUGCGGCAAGAUAAUGAAGUGAUUUUGAAACUGGAAAAUGCAGCCAUUGAACGUUCUAAAUCAGUUGACUCUGCUUAUCUGGGCAAAUACAGUAUAUGGAGGAAAGACAAUGAGAAUGAGAACCCUGAUUCAACAGUACGUUUAAUGCGGGAUCAGAUGAUAAUGGCAAGAGUAUAUAUCAGUUUAGCUAAAAUGAAGGAAAAGCUUGACUUGCAUCAAGAAUUACAGGCUCGGCUCAAAGAGAGUCAACGUGCCUUGGGAGAGGCAACAACUGAUUCUGAUCUGCAACGCAGUGCGCCUGAGAAAAUAAAAGCUAUGGGCCAAGUUUUGUCCAAAGCGAGAGAGCAAUUGUUUGACUGCAAGUUGGUUACUGGAAAGCUCAGAGCGAUGCUUCAAACAGCAGAUGAACAAGUUAGGAGCUUAAGAAAACAGAGCACUUUUCUGAGUCAGUUAGCUGCCAAAACAGUUCCAAAUGGAAUCCAUUGCUUGUCUAUGCACCUGACAAUUGAAUACUAUCUCCUUCCUCCAGAGAAGAGAAAGUUCCCCAGAAGUGAGAAUCUGGAAAAUCCCAAUCUUUACCAUUAUGCUCUCUUCUCUGACAAUGUCUUGGCUGCAUCAGUUGUUGUCAACUCAACCAUCACAAACGCCAAGGAUCCUUCCAAACACGUUUUCCAUCUUGUUACCGAUAAGCUUAACUUUGGAGCUAUGAAUAUGUGGUUUCUAUUGAAUCCUCCAGGGAAGGCUACUAUUCAUGUUGAAAAUGUUGAUGACUUCAAGUGGCUUAAUUCAUCUUACUGUCCUGUUCUGAGGCAGCUCGAGUCUGCUGCAAUGAAAGAGUAUUACUUCAAGGCAAAUCAUCCAACAUCUCUUUCAUCUGGUUCUUCUAAUUUGAAGUAUAGGAACCCAAAGUAUCUUUCAAUGCUUAAUCAUCUGAGAUUCUAUCUUCCAGAGGUCUACCCCAAAUUGAAUAAGAUCCUGUUUCUUGAUGAUGACAUUGUUGUUCAGAAAGAUUUAACUGGAUUGUGGUCAGUAAAUCUGAAUGGAAAAGUGAAUGGGGCAGUGGAAACCUGCGGUGAAAGCUUUCACCGGUUUGAUAAGUACCUGAACUUUACAAAUCCCCAUAUUGCUAGAAAUUUUAACCCGAAUGAUUGUGGUUGGGCAUAUGGGAUGAACAUAUUUGAUCUUGAUGAAUGGAAAAAGCAGGAUAUCACUGGUAUAUAUCACAAGUGGCAAAACAUGAAUGAAGAUAGGGUACUCUGGAAGCUCGGGACAUUACCUCCUGGCCUGAUUACAUUUUAUAAGUUGACACAUCCACUUCAGAAGUCAUGGCAUGUGCUCGGAUUAGGCUACAACCCAAGCAUUGAUCGGAAGGAGAUUGAAAAUGCAGCAGUCGUGCAUUACAAUGGCAACAUGAAGCCAUGGCUGGAGAUAGCUAUGACAAAAUAUCGGUCGUACUGGACCAAGUACAUUAAGUAUGACCAUUCAUACCUUCGCAACUGCAACCUAAGUGAAUGAACCUGAUCAUAAGCCAGCAAGGGACACCCAAAUGGUUUACCUCUCUGUAUGCAAAUCUAAGGCCAGAUGAUUGGUUUAUCUGCACAAGGAAGGCAGUUGAAUUUUCCAUGCUGUGUUCCUUCUAUCCACAUUAAUUGUUUAUUCUUCUUUGUAAUUCAUCAUAUUUGUUCUCACUGUCUGGUAUCCAUUCAAACUAGGUAAUAGAUUUAGUGCAUUAUUGACCUGUAAAGAAAUAUUAAGAUGUCGAUCUUUUCUUCCUCUUUUUCUCGGCCCCCUGCCCCUCUUCAAUUUUGAACAGGAAUAGUAAACAUCAUAUAAAUGCUAAUUUUCUGUUCUCUUUGACAA